This is a messenger RNA of Chelonia mydas (Green sea turtle), 15502 nucleotides long. It is a transcript of the gene AFF3, whose product is annotated as AF4/FMR2 family member 3. The transcript is spliced from 22 exons. Gene Ontology annotation, cellular component: super elongation complex; nucleus. Gene Ontology annotation, biological process: regulation of gene expression. The record is from RefSeq and is a predicted model, not a curated record. Lineage: Eukaryota; Metazoa; Chordata; Testudines; Cheloniidae. Bases 125 to 3907 code for a protein of 1260 amino acids.
GGCUGCGUGUUGCCCCGGGCAGCCCCGGCCCCCGGAGGCGCAGGGGCGGGCUCGGUGCGGGGGCGAUGCCCCGGGCGCGCUCCGCUGGUGCAGCUCAGCCGCGCUGACGCGUCUCCUCCUCACCAUGGACAGCUUCGACUUCGCCCUGCUCCAGGAAUGGGACCUGGACUCCCUCUGUGUCUAUGAACCAGACAGAAAUGUUCUGCGGAGGAAAGAAUGGGAGAGGAGAAAUCAGGAGGCACAGCAGGAAGAUGGUUCAUUUAAUACCAGUUACUCCCUCUUCAGUGAACCGUACAAGACUAACAAGGGGGAUGAGCUCUCAAAUCGUAUCCAGAAUACAUUAGGUAACUAUGAUGAAAUGAAGGACUUAUUGACAGAUCGAUCCAACCAGAGUCAUCUUGUUGGAGUUCCAAAACCUGGGAUUCCACAGGCACCUGUGAACAAAACUGAUGAACAUUUCAUUGCAGAUUCAAGACCACAGCCUCAGCCUUCCAUCUGCAGCACUUCAUCAUCCAUACCAGCAGCUCUAUCUGGUCAGCAAAGCAAGAGCCCCACAAUGGGUUGGCAGAAAGCUGGGCAAAAUGCUUCUGAUGGCCAGCAGAGGGCAAGCAAGCAUGGGCACAGAUUGCUUGAGUCACACAAUAGUGACUUCAAAAUGGCUAACCAAAAAACUGGUCUGGAAAAGCUUAAACACUUUGCAUCGAGUCCCACAUCGUCAUCUGUCAGUGCAGCACAACAAGGUACUUUAAGAUCCGUGCUUGGAGACAGUGUCAGCAAAGCACAACAGCAGUCAAAACUAAAUUGCAGUGUAGAAGUAGGCUCUCAGGCUCAAGAAAGGCCAGCAAAACACAGCAGUGGGCACUGUGUUCAGAACUUCCCUCCUUCACUUGCUUCAAAGGCUAAUAUAGUUCAACAGAAACCAACGGCUUAUGUAAGACCAAUGGAUGGUCAAGAUCAGGCUCCUGAUGAUUCUCCAAAGCUAAAGUUAUCAGCAGAAGCAAACAAGCACUGUACAUCAUAUAGGGGAGUACCUUCUAAUAAGCCUGACCCAGCUAUGGCCAAGACCAAGAUGGCAAUAUUUUGCACUCCCAAGCAAGAAGAGGAGAGUGGAACAGGAGAUAACAGCUGUAUUGAAGAAAUUUUGCGGGAGAUGACCCAUUCCUGGCCUCCACCACUCUCAGCUAUUCACACACCUGGAAAAGUGGAACAGAGCAAGUUUCCAUUUCCAAACAAGGAGUCGCAGCAGGUGUCUACAGGACACAGCAAUCCAAGUAAGCAAUGUUUCGGUGAAACCCUCCCUGCAAGCCUAGAAGGCCUAGAAACAUCUGAUGCAGGGAAAGGUGAUGCUGAACCAAAGAAUCCAGAAAACAGUGCAUCACAUACAUCAAUGCUAGAAGAUGACCUCAAGUUAAGUAGUGAUGAAGAAGAGAAUGACCAGCAGGCAGCACAGAGAUCUGCUCUCCGCAUUCUGUCUGACAGCACUGUCGUGCCGCAGCCCAGUAGCAGAACCUCAGGAGUCUCCAGCAAGAGGUCAAGUAGCAGCAGCUCCAGUGAAUCCGAGAGCAGUUCAGAAUCUGACUCAGAGAGUGAAAGCAGUUCGAGUGAGAGUGACGGCAGCAAGCCCUCUCAUUACUCCAGCCCAGAGCCUGAGCAGCCAUCAUCAAACAAAUGGCAGUUGGAUAAAUGGCUAAAUAAAGUUAAUCCUCACAAAACAUCUAUUCUUAACCAAAAUGAUAACCAUGGACUGGAGAGCAAUCAGUAUUACAGCAGAAUAAAGGAGGAAGGACAAGAGUGUGAGAAAAUACCAGCUAUUUGCCAAACUGACCUGAGAGACAAGGAAAUUAAGAACCCCAGCAAAGAGGAGUUGAGGCCUAGAACUGCUAAUAAAGCACCAGGAAAUAAAGGAGGGAAGCAGAAAUCACCUCCUACGGCUGCUGCUGUUUCUGGAGACAGCGGCCCUCAGAGAAGGACGACUUGUAAAAAACAGCCAAGAAGAACAGAGAGGACCUCUGGUGGGGAUGCCUUGAACUGCCAUACAUCUGAGGAUCUCGCUUUGAGCCAAGUAUUUUUGGAAAAUAACAUCUGUGAACAACCUAAAGCCAGACCCUGCAACAACAGAACUGGGCACAGAAAAGAGCCCCGUUCUGUCGCUGCAUGUGAAAAGAGACGUACCAGAGGGCCAAGCAAAACUGCACCCAAAUCCAAGGAAUUUAUCGAGACAGAGUCUUCGUCUUCAUCAUCUUCCUCAGAUUCAGAUUCAGAAUCCGAACAAGAGGAAUAUCAUCUGCCCAAACCUCAAACUGUGGCCUCUGCUUCAGGUGGAAGUGACCAGAGGUUGAAGGACUCCUUGAGCGGUAACACCAACAAAACUAACAGCAGCUGCAAUGCCUUUGGCUCCAUUAAUGCCAGGACUAGUAAUGAUAUAGCAAAGGAGCUGGAGGAACAGUUUUAUACUCUAGUUCCUUUUGGCAGGAAUGAGCUCCUGUCUCCUCUGAAAGACAAUGAUGAGGUAAAAUCACUGUGGGUCAAAAUUGAUUUGACUCUUUUGUCCAGAAUUCCAGAGCAUUUACCUGAGGAGCCACUGGCAAUGAGCACUGGAGCAAAAGAAGAAGCCAGCCUUCAGCAGAAUAAUUGUACUUACCCACCAUCAGAAAAGGUUGUGCCAAAAUCUAGAAGGAAACGCAAGUGUGAAAAUGAAGAAGAGGACAGGGAGAUCAAGAAGACUCAUUUAGAGCGAGAGUGUUCUUCACGAUUAAUUGCCUCUGCCCUAGGUAUUUCAACAGCAAAUCAUUGCAACAGGAAUGAACAUAGCUUGGCGAUACCAAUAAAUAAAAAUGAGAAAAUGCUUCGGUCUCCCAUCUCACCCCUCUCUGAUGCAUCAAAACACAAAUACUCCAAUGAUGAUUUAACUUCUUCCAGUAGACCUAAUGGCAGCAGCCUAUUACCUUCCAUGUCCUCCAGCAAAAAACAUAAGAGUGAAAUCCAGCCACAGCCACAUCCUGCAGACUGCAAUAAAGCAGUUCACAUCAAUUCAGAAAGUGUUCUCUGCAACAAGCCACACUCCCAAACAGAGCCUUGGCCAUCUUUAUCCAGGGCACAUAAAGACUGCAGAACAAAGCUCAUCUUUGAUGAUAUACCACGCAAUGCAGAUCACUUUAUGCAAGAAGCUAAACGGAAGAAGCAUAAAGCAGAUGCAAUGGUGGAGAAAUUUGGAAAGGCACUGAAUUACGCUGAAGCAGCAUUAUCGUUUAUUGAAUGUGGAAAUGCUAUGGAACAAGGCCCCAUGGAAUCUAAAUCCCCUUAUACAAUGUAUUCAGAAACAGUUGAACUUAUCAGGUAUGCUGUGAGACUAAAAACCCACGCAGGCCCUAAUGCCACUCCAGAGGACAAACAGCUAGCAGCAUUAUGUUAUCGCUGUUUGGCACUUCUGUACUGGAGAAUGUUCCGACUCAAAAGAGACCACGCUGUAAAGUAUUCAAAAGCACUUAUUGAUUAUUUCAAGAAUUCAUCAAAAGCUGCCCAGGCUCCAUCUCCAUGGGGUGCCAGUGGAAAGAGCACAGGAACUCCAUCCCCCAUGUCUCCUAGCCCUUCUCCCGUCAGCUCUGUAGGAUCCCAGGGGAGCACCGGUGCCCCUUCCCCCUCUUCCACUAUCAGCAUUCCACAGCGUAUUCAUCAGAUGGCAGCCAAUCACGUCAGUGUCACCAACAGCAUCCUGCACAGCUAUGACUACUGGGAGAUGGCUGACAAUCUAGCCAAGGAAAAUAGAGAGUUUUUUAAUGAGUUGGAUGCAUUGAUGGGACCUGUCACCCUACACAGCAGUAUGGAGCAUUUAGUUCAGUACACUCAACAAGGACUUCACUGGGUACGGAAUAGUGCUCAGGCAAAAGACUGUGUGCCAUUCAAAUGAACUGCAUAAUCUCCCAUGGACGAUUCAGUUAUUCUGGACACUGUGCUACAGAAAUAAUCAACCAUAGCAUCCAAACAAAGGUGAAUAUUUCUUCAACGUUGAACAACAUUUUUCAGAGUGUAGACAUAUAUGUGUGUAUGUAUAAUAUGCAGCUAUGUCUCUCCAGAAUGCAUUGUUCCAUAGCAAUCUCCAAACAUUGUCAUACUCUAGACAGAACUGACCACAGAUGUCUUAAUACACACACACAUUUCUUAUACCUGUGCUUAGAAAAACUCAGAAACCAAAAUCUCAUGAGUUAAUUGAACCAAGUGCAAUAAACACAAUGGCUCCCAGUCAGGAAUGCACUUAAGUGUGUGUUUAACUUUAAGCAUGUGCUUAAAUGCAAUUGACUUCAGUAGAACUUAAACAUGCACUUAAGUGCUUUCCUGAAUUAGGGACAAUGAGAGUCUGACUGGCCGUUUGGAUGCUCCAUAGAACUUUCAGUGUUCUUAUUUCCCUCUUAUUUCCUGAUUGGGAUGUAUGGAUGAAUUGUGUAGACUGAAAAAAUAUGGAGCGAGAAAGCGUUAACUUUUGUGCAAUAAGUUUCAACAGCUUGCAUUCGUUUCUUUAUUUCUCGGCUUUUGAAAUUACCUGACCUCCUGUUCAGCCUCCUUGUCCACUAUAAUGAACAUUAUCGAGGAAACAGCCUGAAAAAUGGGUGUAUUGAUAACAAGAAACUAGAAGAGAUUCUGGAAAAUUGUGUACUGUCAUUACAGGCAAGAAGAUAACACAAAAAUACUGCAAACUGCAACCCAGCUAGCAAAGAAAGUCCAUUUAUUACAUGUGCAUAUACGUGCAUACACAUACACACAUAUCGAUGACAUUUGUUUGCUUUGUGCAGUGAGGCUUCAUGUUACUGGCUCUGGUUUUGAUAUCUUUUCCAUCUUAAAGUAGCUUACUUGCAGUUUCUUCUAGUCUGUAUCAUGCCAUUACAUGAAAUUCUCUUUAUCUUGGAAAGCUGGGUUUGCUGCUCACCAGACUAAGCACGGUUUCCUAUCAUAAUCCUCUCACUCGUCAUGCAUAAUCCUCCACUAGGCUUUAAUGUUUCUUGAUUUAUGGGGUGUUUUCAGCUCUUGUUGACAGGCUGUGUUUUUUGUGCCAAGGGAAUUAAUCCUAAAGUAAUUGCAAUUUAAUUUGGAUCAGCUGAGGCCAUGGCCAGUUCAUAACUAAUGUGUUGUGUGCAUUUAGUGGAUUUUUGUUCUUGGUUAAUUUCAUUUUCACUCCUCUGGAAACAUUUGAUUGUUUUCAUCUGAAAUGUAAUUUUAUUGGUUAUUUUGCACCCAGCCCUCUAGCCUUUACUCAUGCGAGUAGCUACAUUAACUUCAGUUGCAUUGCUCAAGUAAGAGUCAAUGAAUGGCCAUCUUCAUUGCUACCUUCUAGUCAGCUUUAUCUCAAUAUUAGUGUGAUGCUGGUGCAAAAAUAUCUGCCAGUAAAAGUUACAUAUGAACAUGUCUGAUGAGUUGCAUUAGAAACCACACAUCAAAUAAUUUAGCCAGAGGCAGAUUAAGGUUUCCUGGGGCCCUGGGCCAGAGCAAGUGGGGGGCCCCAUCUCACCCCUUCCAUCUGUGGUCCCACCCCCAUUCUGACCCCUCCAUAUGUGACCCCACCCCACCGCCCCACCCCUCUAUGACCCUUCCCUCCCUCCCCUGCCAUUCCACCCAGGGUCUCCCCAUUGCACUCCCCCACACUGUGGCCCCAAGACUUGAGACACUCUGGCCACAGCAGGGAGUGAGAGCUUCCCCAGCCCUGAGGCCAGAGCAGGUAGCGAGAGCUCCUCCAGUCCUGGGACCGCAGCAGGACUUCUCCUGCCACCCCCCGGCUUCUGCCGGGAAUGGGAUUAGGGGGCGCUGGGGGCUUCCCUGUGGCCAGCCGGCUUCUGCCAGGAUUGAGGGGCACUGGGGGCUUCCUUCGCCAGAGCACCUGCCCAACACUGCCACUAGGGAGUGGGGUCUGGGGUUGCAGGGGGUUUCCUCUGCUGCCGCGCCCAGCGCAGCUGCUGGGGAAUGGGGAUGCUUCCCUCACCCCUGCCCUGUCUGCCUGGCGCUGCUGCCUGGAAGUGGGGUUGGGGCGCGGGGGCGUUCCGCCACUGAAUUUAGUUUGUUACCACAUUAAAAGAUUUGCGGUAAGACAAUGGGUAUGUCUACACCGCCGCUGCAGGUGUCAUGUCCAGUUUGGGUAGAUGUGCACGCACUAGCUUCUAUCAACGUAGCAGUGUAGCUGCAGAAUGGGAGGCAGCAAUCCCAUCCGAGACCCUAGGUAAAUACUCUGGCGGCUAGCGCACACUGCCACGGCUACACUGCUCUUUUGGGUGUACGAGCUCCACCAAAGCUAGUGCAUGUACAUCUAUCUGAGCUGGAAAUUACCUCCUGCUGCAGUGCAGACAUACUCAAUGUCAUGUCAUCAGAUUCACUUUGUUGCACGUUGCAGAAAAAAUACGAAUCAUUCAGUUACAGUUGUUGGAAUGUAACUUGGUCAGUGCCUAGCUGAUUAUUACCUGCCUGAUGUCUGGUUGGGAAAGUAGGCCAGUGAUUUCCUAGAUGAGGAAGUGAUUUAAAUCCUUUUAAUACCGUGAGUAAUUUGGUUCUGUUAGGAUAGCAGUGUGGGAAUUUCUGUCAAACCAGACAAGUGGGAUGCCUGUUAAAUUUGCUUCUGCUUUCUUUGGUGGUUGCUUUAUCAUUUGUCUUCAGAUGUGGGGUUUGAGUUUGGGGUUUUUUUGGUAUUUCAGAAUUCUUAUCACUAUUUUAUGCCAGUUAAACUUAGAAGCAACAUAUAUUGCUUGCCUUACACAGAUUUUAACUUGGCAUUGGAGUUUCAAGUAAGGAACUUUGAAUCACAUCUCUUGUGCUGCGACUGGGGAUAGAUUUUAUUAAUUAUGAGCUCUUUUGGAACUUGUUUGGCUGCAAUGUGUAUAGCGAUUUCACAGAAAUUCAGGAAGAGUUAAUGUCCUCUUAUUGUAACAUGUUUCCUGACUACUAAGGUUUUCUUGUAGAUUUGUGCACUUUCUUUUAAGCUGUUUUUAUGCGGAAUCAUUCCAGCUAAAAUACCCAUCAAGUGCCACGGAAAUGGUACAUUGAUGGUAGGUUUUGUGCUGGAAUCACUUACAUUGAACUCGUGUAAACAGAAGAAACUCCAUUGAAGUCAAUAGAGCUGCGCCCAUUUAGCCCAACAGAGAACUGGGCCUCCUGUCCACAAUGCUCCUUACAGCUGGGCAUUUUGAUGAGGUUAGAGCAUGCAGUUCAACCACAGGCACGUUGCUUUUGUACAGGUUGCUUUUGGUCACGAUUGCUGCUCUUCAAACAACUACAGGUGGGUACGGCAUGAUAACCAAAGACACUUCGUCUCAUUCCUUUGGAGCCUGAUCCUGAAAAGGGCUGUGUGACCUCGGGCCCUGACCCAGCAAAGCUCCUAUAGAUUCAUAGAUAUUUAGGUCAGAAGGGACCAUUAUGAUCAUCUAGUCCGACUUCCUGCACAACAUAGGCCACAGAAUCUCACCCAUCCACUCCUGCGAAAAACCUCUCACCUAUGUCUGAGCUAUUGACGUCCUCAAAUCAUGGUUUAAAGACUUCAAGGAGCAGAGAAUCCUCCAGUAUGCACACUUAAGUCUAAGCAUCCCUUUAAGUAUAUAAGUAGUCCCAGGCAUUUCAGUGUCAGCUGAGGGUUCUCAGCACACUGCAGGAUCAGACCCUUAGAGACGGCCCUUACUUUGCUUGCCACUUGCAAAGGCACGUCUUGUUUGUUUUAAUUCAUUGUUUCAAGUCCCCUAAGAAUGAUAAAGGCUCCCGUCUCUUGCAUUAGAGAUUCCAUCUCAAUAUUUCAGAGGUGAAGAUGUCAACCUGUACAAAUCCAGCUCAAAAGCAAAAUUAUGCCUGGAGGGAGAGGUUUGGUAUAAAACAGAAACUUCUGAAUGUGACAGACAGCUAGUCUACCAGCUGACGAGUACAUGCAGGCAUGGGAAAUCAACUGGAAUAUUAUCAAAUAAAAUGUGUGCCACAGGUAGACCCAAAGGCAAUACAAUUUGGUUUUUUGCAUUAAAAAUGCCCUGAGAUACUCUGAGAUGUUCACAAACACCAAGUCAAUGAGAUAUUCAGACACACUUUGGCCUUGAUCCUGUAAGAUGUGCAGCAGGGAGUGCAAGGGUGAGUGGAGGAUAUGUAUAGGUUCAAGUAUGGUUGACCACUGAGCAAAGGCAUCUAUAUUGUAUGGCGGUAAAUCCCAAGCCCCUUCCACAGCCCUUUCUUUAUUCUAAAUCUCACAGGGUUUAACGGGAAGGGGUGUAGGCAGAUGUUGGGCAUGUGAGGAGACAUGGUACUCAGUGUAGGCCCAGAUCCUCCAAGGUAUUUAGGCACCUAACUCCCAUUUAUUUCAAUGGGAGUUAAGUGCCUAGUAUCUUGGAGGAUCUUGGCCAUAUCCCUCAGCAUGCAACACUGGUGCUUAGUUAUGUGCUCCUUGUCUGAGCUUUACUUCUGCUACUGGGAGUAACUUGGCAGCCUGGAAAGCAGUAUUCUCAUUAAUGCAGAAUCAGAUUCCCUGCUCUCCUGGUACAGCUCUUCACUUUUUACCUUUACUUCCACAUGCAGCAGUCUUCCCCUGCACUGGGAAGGAUCAAGCCCUCAGUGUACGUAUGCACACAUAUCUAUACACUCCAUAGCUAAACCAUGAAAAAGUUCAGUCAGCACAAAGGAUAUUACUAGUGCCUCCCAUUGAUCAUUGAGUACCUGUCACUGAAUGGUCAUAUCACCUCAGAAGAGCAGUAAUUGUUAUCAAGGUAAAGUGUGCAGCUAAUUAAUUUGUAAGACUCUCACCUUGGGAAUGGUGCAGUCGUAUAUCUUUCAUAAUGCCAAUUUUCACCCAUUUUUCACAGCUCUGAUACAAAUCUGCAUAACUAAAAUGUCAGGAUAUUUUUUUAAAAAGAAGACAUACACUUAGACCUGGCUAAUCUGUGCUUAAAGUCUCUGGAGUAGAUAAACUACUAGACACCAGCCUUAAUGCCUAUACAGUGUAUACUAUUGAGUGACUUAGUCGCAGUGUUUAAUCCAAAUGAAAUUGGAAUUUGCAAACUGACUUAGAUUAACUACAUCUGCCACGGCUAGGUUGCAGAUGUGACAUUAAAUGAUUAUGGUUUUAAACAAAAAAGGUUGAAUUUUAUGUAAAGAAUAGUGACUGAAUUCCUUAAUCUUUUUAAAAGAUUUUUAAAAGAACAUCUUGUCAAAAUUAUGUGUUUUUUAACUUUCCUAAAAUUUCUGGAGGGUCGCUGGUUCUCGGUCAAAGCUGUAUUAACGACAUUUCCCUUCUACAGUAUGUCCGGUCUUUGCAUAAUCCGCUUAAUACGUCAAAAAGAAACGUUUCUUUUUUAUAAUGAUUGCAGCACUCCCCUCUCCCAGUUCAGUGGAAAACCCUCAGACUAAAGAAUAAAAUCUCCUUGCACGUUGCUGGCACCAUACACUUAACAAUGACUGAAUGAAUUUGUUACAAUGAUGAUAGAAGUAUGGCUGGCACAGAUCUAAAAUGUCUUUCCUUUUGAUAACUUUUUGUAAUGAUUUACACCAUGUACUCAAACUGAUUCCUUAUUCAGAUGGAGAGAAUUACCUGACUUGCGUCCUAUAAAUAUGUUCCAGCUCAGAGCACGAUCAGAAUCAUUAUUAUUAUUAUUACACGACUUGGUACACUGGUUAUGUGCUAAAGAGUGGGAACAUGCAUAGCAAUGGGUGAGCCCCAUCUGAAUCCAUUCAGAAAAGCAUCUGGAUGUUUAUUUGAAGCUGAUCUAAACAUAUGAACCUCUUUGCUUUGGUCAGAAAAGCUAUCUGGAAAGCUGGUGAGAACACAAGAUUCUCAGAGUAAAAUCCUGGCUUCACUGAGUACAGCUACACAGCAAAAAAAAAAAAAAAAAAAACCCCCACAGCUGCGAGUCUCAGAGUCUGGGUCAACUGACUCAGGCUCACGGGGCUCAUGUUAUGGGGCAGUGUAGACAUUUUGGCUCAGUCUGGAGCCUGGGCUCUGGGUCCCUCUCCCCGUACCGGGUGGGGGAGGAGCGCUGCUGUGUAGACGUACCCAGUGAAGUCUAGGGCAAAACUUCAAUUUCUUUCAAAAGAGCCAGGAUUUCACACUUGAUAUUUUUUAGUUACCUUGUAAUAAACUGUUUUCAAGAUCAUUUAAAGUUCUUGGGAAAGUCACUUAGAUCCCUAUUUCCCCAGACACCGGGAUAAUCCACCUGAGAUCUGAAACUCCCCACUGUUUCGACACAGUAUUCUCUCAAGAAAGCAUUAUUCAUCCGCCAGGAAGGAGUCAGGUAUCUCCCCACCCCCUUCACCUGGGGAUAUCAAAUGUCUCCCAAAUCACCCCCUUGCCUCCACUCUGCCAUCUGACCCAAGCAGCUGCUUCUAACCCCUGGAUGAUCCCAUGUUUCCAGGGACUUUCCCUACUGCGACUGACCCAAAACCCAUCCCUAAAGGGGGGGUCCACAGCCCAGAGGGGAAAGCAAUGCAAGUAACCAUGGAUUUCAUUAACUUACACAGCUUUUCCCCACAGGGCUAGCUUUUCCCCACAGGGCAUUUCCUCCAAGGGCACAAGCUCCUUUCUGGGCAGGAACACAGACGGGGGCAAAGUGCUGCCCUUUCCCUAUGUGUAAAAUGGGGGUGCUAAUAAUUUAUUCAUGUUUUGUAAAGCACUUUGCAAUCCUCAGCUGGAAGGUGCUAUAGAAGUGCUAAAAAUCAUUGUAAAAUGUUAAGUCAUAUGAGUGAAUUUCACUCCUGGGCAGGGGGCCAAUCCAAGGCCUUUGCAUCACUUAAACCCCAAAAUAGGAAUCCUUAAAGCUCUUAAAAUAGGGCUGCAGUGGUGCAUAGGCCUUGUGUGGGGCCUUUGCAUGGGGUGAAUUACACCCUAUAUAAAAAUGCCGAGUAUUAUUAGUAUUACUUGCUAGUUUCAUUUGGAUCAGAAAUAGCAUGAAGACAGUCAUUCUUGAAGUAUUUAUGUUUUGAUCUUAGUAGAAACCAGGCCAUACCAACUCACACACAAAUGUAAAUAGGACAAAAAAAGGUUAACCAAACUAUCUGUUCCUCCAAAGAGUUCAAAUGGACUUUGAAUUUCUCUGUGCCAGUUUGUCCUUCCCUGAAAGAAAUAUUUUUUUCAGAACUUAUUGUCUUUAACCAACAGCAUCAUAAAUGUUCAAAUUAUUUGUUUUCCCCAAUCCCCAGAUUCAUAGCCUAAAUGUUGUCUUUCACAGUGGCGCAUUGCAGAAUGGACUAAUCUCUUUAUUUGGCAUAAGAAAAAUUAUGUAACUCUCACAAAAUAUUUCCAUCUGUCCAUGAGUCAUCUGUAGUUAAUUGGCAUGGCAAGUCAAUUAGGGAGACAUUUUCAGCAUAAUGCACAGGGAGUUAGACUCCCAACUCCCAUUAACAUUAAUAGGAAUCCCAGGGUUAAAUGCCCAGGCUCCACGUUACCAAUUUCCCUCUAAAGGUCAAUAGCAAAACACUUUGAUUCUGAGGAAUGACUACCAGUCAGAUCAGCAAUGGACUCACUAUUACUGCUCAAACCUCAGUAAGCAGGGGAGGUUAUAAACUGAUUUGUCUCUAUAGCUCUGCAUAUUAUUUGGGUCACACUAAAUAAUCCCACCAGAUUAGUCUUUCUUUUCUUAGCAACAUCAGUUUUCAUAGCUUCCCCUAAGGUGACUCCGUUCUACCUGCAACUCUGGUCUCAUUACCCCCAGAGACCUUUGAAAGAAAACCUUUCACACAGGAGGAAGUUAGCAAGAGGUUCAAUUUACCCAAAUAAAUAUAAUUUGGCUAGUAAUUUUCUACUCUUUUCUCUUCUCUGUUAUUGAAAGUAUUUGUGUUUUUAAUAAGGACUUUUCUCCCAUUGCCUAGAUUCUUAGACCUGCCUAUAUCCUGUUACAAAACAAGUAGAUUUUCAAUCUGCACAAAGCGCUGGCUGAUGACACGGGGGCUUCCAGCUCCUCCCUAAAAACAUACCCCAAUGAGUUAAUUCAUUCUAUUGACCUCCCCCUGGCCGCCCAUGAAUUCAUUUUGCCUCCCCUCAGCCCCACAUCUUCCCUCCUCCCAGGGCACCUCCUUCACUCUGGAGGUUUUCUUUACACUUCCCAGGCAUGGGGCUACAGGGAUAAGGAGAAGAAAAGGGGAGGAGCCAACAUAUUAUCCAGCAGAAGAGAAGGGGGAGGAGGGAGCAGAGCCCCUCUGAGCUGCUGGACUCUUUCUCUUCCCUCCUCCUUCUCAGCCCCAUUGUAUCACCUUUUCCCUCCAGCCCUAACAAAAAACUUCUGUCUCCUAAGGGGAAAGGGAGAGGUCCGCUUGCCACAUGCAGCAGCUCUGAUUGGCUGCCCCGUUCCAGGAGGCAGGAUGGGAAAUGUUGAAGGAAGAGUUCCCUGCAGUGCUGUAGAAGGGACUGAAAAGUCUCAGAAUUGGCAAGUCUGGAUACUCCAUGUGACACUCCAGGCACUGUAGGCAGGAAGAUUGUGGUGAUACCUCCUAGGCCUAACACACAUGCAUUGGCUUACAUUGUGUCAUGAUUUUUUUCUUGAUGGGCAUUGCUGUUUUAUGAAUUUGCACAAAGAUCACUGGGAUUUGCCAGUAUCAUGUCUGUGCAGGGACUUAUUAUUUUAGGUCUUAGAUGUCACACAUUUAGCAUCAUGAAUUUUCAGCAGGAUCAAAUAGAAAGAAAGAGAGGAAUGGGAGUCCUAGUUUAAAUACAAAGGGACUGAUUCUGUAUCUGCUGUGAUUGAGGAACUGCCAUAGACGUCAAUACAUGUCCUAUGUGGCAGAAUGAGAUUCAGCUAACUUUGCGAACUUUGGGAACUAGCAACAAUGUUAAGAAAAAUUGCAGAAAAACAUAUAAAAAGUACAUUUUUGCUUGAUGAGCUCAAGGGUGCUCUCAAAUGUAUUUGACCAGCAGUUCUCAAACUUCAUUGCACCACGACCCCCUUCUGACAACAAAAAUUACUGCAUGACCCUAGGAGGGGCGACUGAAGCCUGAGCCUGCCCAAGUCCCGGUGCCCUAGGCUGGGGGAGCCAAAGCUGAAGCCCAAGGGCAUCAGCCGUAAGUGGGGAGCCUAUAACCUGAGCCCGGCUGCUGGGCGGUGGGGUUCAGGCUUAGGCUUUGGCCCUGGCAAAUCUAACACCAGCCCUGGUGACCCCAUUAAAAUGGGGUCACGACCCAGUUUGGGAUCCCAACCCACAGUUUGAGAACUGCUGUAUUAGACAUAGGUUAGCUUUGGUAUAAGUGGGCACAAAUCCAAUAAGAUCAGUCGUUACACCAGGGCUGAAUGGGAGCUUUGAUGCCAUUAAGGUUACUAUGUUUUGCAGUGUAGCAAUGUAGGGUCUAGUGCACUAAUCCUUCAUACAAGUACAAUGUAUAAACAGAAGAAGAAGCUUUUGUGUGGGCUGUGAAAGAGAUUAAGUUGGCUAUUUUAAUCACAGGCCUGUAUUAUGUGAAUGCUUGUACAGUAUAACUGAGAGGGUACAUUGCAUCAUUUUAUGGAAAUUGAGAGGCAUGUCGUUGAUUCAUCAUAUGACACAUGAGCACAAACCCAGAUAGACAAAACUGUGAGUUCAUUUGUGCUGAACAGCUGAGCAUUAAUAGCGGGCUGUUCACUACCCCUAGACCACAUGUUGCACUCCAGUUCAAGUCAGUGGAAGUUUUGUACAGCUCAAGGAUUGAAUAUGGCCUUCUGAUUUUAAUAUUUGUGAAUUGAUCUUUUUUAUGCAGUUCCAUUAGCAAAUACUGGCCACACUAGAUUCGUUUAUAACCAUUGUUGGAAAGUAUGGCUGUUAAAAACAUGCCAACGUCACUUACAUCAGUUUCCUUCUUUUUUCUGUAUUUAUUAUUAUUAUUAAUUAACAUCUGUAUUGCAGUCGUGCCUAGGGGCUUCAGCCACAUCAGGGUCCCUUUGCAUUAGGCAGUGACAAAGACAGAGUAAAUGACAGUCCCUACCCCCAAAGAGCCUCCAUUCUGAAAAAUAAGACAUAACAACAGGUGUAUGAGACAAACAAGCAAAUGGGAGGGAGGGAGGGAGGACAGGAUAACAAAAACAACAGGAUGCUUUACCACAGACUGGCUGUAUGUGCAAUUUUUAACAAAUCUGUAGCAAUAAUCACAGUAGCAGUAACUUUCCUGUCUGAUCGUUAUGUUAACUAAUGUUCAUCAUGGAACAAAUCUGUAACCGAUAGUGGCUGUCUGACCUAGUUGUACAGACUCCUGUUUUAUGACUAGAAUUAUUUUUGUACCCAGAUUCAGAGAGCGUAACUCCAGAUCUCAUUUAUGCCAACUGUCAGCAAAUUCCUGUAAAUCAUAAUAUUAUUAGACUCAAUAUCAGUUUAGCUCUACUCCUAUCUGAUGAACAGCCAAAGCAAUAGUGCAGCAACUUUCGAAUGGGCAUUCUGGAUUUAGCAUUUUUUUAGUACCUACACGACAUAAGUACAAUCCCUCUACAUGUCCCCGUAUAACAGGUAAUAUUGUUUACACAGCUGAACAAUUUAGUAAAUGGGAAUAUUCUGUACAGUAAUUUAUGCUGUAAAAUAUGUACAUAUAGCCUUGUAGCAUUCAUGAAUGGUUGGAAGUGCUUUAUUUAUUAGAUCAGGUGGCAUUUUUCCCUCAUUCUAGAAGACUUAACAUUAUUUUUUUUUUCUGAUAGAUUAAUUUUUGGCUAUUUGCUACUACAUUUUGACCCAGUUAUGGAAAAAUUAUUAUUUACGGUAAAUAGCUAUUUUUUUAAAUUUAAGUAGGAAUAGUAAAUUCACUGUCCAUCCAAAUAAUAUAUAGCUGAUUAUGACUAAAAGUAAAAAUCAUAUACUCGUAUCUGUGUAUUAUAGUAUAUGCUAGAAAUCAUAUGCCAUAUGUGAUUAAUACAAACAGCAAGAGCUUUCAUCUGCUCCAUUCUUCCUCUUUGAGACCAAAAACAAUAAACCAUUUAAUCUCAAGUGAUUCUCAAGAGAGCCCUAUUUUCAUUCCUUCCUCAGGCAAAGCUCUCAUUAGUUUCAGUGGGAGUUUUGCCUAGUAAACAUGCAACGUAGGGACCUCAAAAGAAUAAAUGUCUUGCUUCUGAACAUUGCUUGUGUGUGGUAGUCAUCCAAAUUUUUUUUGAAAGAAAUAUAAAGUGAAUACUACGUCCGUACUAUCCUGUAUCUCUCUUUUUCCUUGCUGUAAAAGGGAGGCACGGGGGAAGAAUUAAAUUAAUAAACAACUGUAUUUGUUCCAUUUCAGUGAGCAAAAUAGGAAACUCAAAGUGCAUCAGUUCCAUUUCAGGUUAAAAAUAAAACAAAGUUUUUUGGGAUUUCAGUUGCUUUCGACUCUGUUAUACAGUUAAACAAGUUCACAUGUACAAAAAUCAUGAAAUCAUUGACAGGUUGUUUUACUGUUUGGAGAUUUUGCUGUUUCUACAGUUCAUACAAAACUCACGUAGCACAGUUUCUGGAAUGGUGAAGAAUCCUACUGUAAUGUAACAGAAUGAGCCUUAAGGAUUUGUAAGAAUAAGCACUUUUAUAUUAAAAAGUAAAUAUUAAUUCAUCAGUAAGAUUACUUUUUUAAUGUGACAAUAAAUCAUGAAAUCGA